Molecule: messenger RNA, 2692 nt
Organism: Centropristis striata (black sea bass)
Lineage: Eukaryota; Metazoa; Chordata; Actinopteri; Perciformes; Serranidae
Gene: usp30
Product: ubiquitin specific peptidase 30
Exons: 13
Coding region: 32-1546 (504 amino acids)
Biological process (GO): protein deubiquitination
Cellular component (GO): nucleus; cytosol
Molecular function (GO): cysteine-type endopeptidase activity; cysteine-type deubiquitinase activity
Source: RefSeq, a predicted model, not a curated record
GACGUUAAAGGAGUUCCGCAAUGAGAGCAGGAUGCUGUGGUGCAGACCAGAAAGCUCCGAUAAGCUUGUUGGGGAGUUCCUUGGCACUGGACCAAUAGUCAGAAACAAGAUGAUAAAAAACUGGGGUGUCAUUGGAGGGAUAGCUGCUGCGGUUGCAGCUGGAGUAUACGUUUUGUGGGGCCCAAUUACAGAAAGAAAGAAGAGGAAAAGAGGUAUGGUUCCUGGUCUGUUGAACUUGGGCAACACCUGCUUCCUGAACUCGUUGCUUCAGGGUUUAGCAGCUUGUCCAUCCUUCAUCAGGUGGCUGGAGACGUUUUCGGGUUCCCCAAUAAUCCAGUCAUGCAAAGACAACCAGCUGUCCACGACACUACUUCAGCUUCUCAAAGCUCUGUCCAGUGAUGAGCCCGGGGACGAAGACGUUCUUGAUGCCGGGUGUCUCCUGGAUGUUCUCAGACUGUACCGGUGGCACAUCAGUUCAUUUGAAGAGCAGGAUACACACGAACUCUUUCAUGUCCUUACAUCUUCUCUGGAGGAGGAGCGGGAUCGUCAACCCAAAGUCGCUCACUUGUUUGACAUGGAGUCCCUCGAGAGCAUCCCCGAUCAAGAUGAGAAAACUAUGACUUGCAGAAGUCGAGCCCCUCUUCAUCCAAUACCAAGUCCCUGGAAAUCUCAGCAUCCUUUUCAUGGUCGUUUAACAAGCAAUAUGUCAUGCAAGCGCUGCGAACAACAAAGUCCGGUGCGGUAUGACUCAUUCGAGAGCCUCUCCCUGUCCAUCCCUUUACCUCAGUGGGGUCGACCUAUUUCUCUAGAUCAGUGUCUUCAGCACUUCAUCUCCUCGGAAACCAUCAAAGAAGUGGAGUGUGAAAACUGCACAAAGCUUCAUCAAGGGACCACAGUUAAUGGGCAAGUUCUGGAAAGCCAGAGGACAACCUUUGUUAAACAACUAAAACUGGGAAAGCUCCCCCAGUGCCUCUGCAUCCAUUUACAAAGACUGACGUGGUCCAGUGAAGGAACACCCAUCAAAAGACAGGAGCAUGUGCAGUUCACAGAGUAUCUAUCGAUGGACCGCUACAAACACAGCGUCUCCACACACAGAAGUCAGCGGAUCAAAUGUGCCCCAACCUCCAUAAAGGCAGAAAAUUCAGCUGAUUCCAUGGAAAAGCCCUCUGCUAAUGGCACCGAAGCAGAGCAUCGUAACAACAACAACAAACCUUUUACUAACGGAACAUGUUCGACUGUAUUUCUUCAUUCUCCUGGUGUGAGCCCACAGCUCGGCCUCACAUAUGACUACAGUUCCACAGAGUACCUGUUCCAGCUCACGGCUGUGCUGGUUCAUCACGGUGACAUGCACUCAGGACAUUUCGUCACGUACCGCCGCAGCCCUUCCUCACCCCGCACCGCUUCACCCUUCAGCUCCCAGUGGCUCUGGGUGUCGGACGACUCGGUACGAAAGGCCAACCUGCACGAGGUGUUGUCUUCCAACGCCUACAUGCUCUUCUACGAGAGAGUCCGAAGACUGAAUCUCACUCUGCGCUCAGAGGAGUAACCGGAAGCUCUUAAACGUCACAGCCUGACUGACUUCUGCCUUUUCAGUCAAACUGUCACAGCUGUAUGUGCCAGUUACAGCGCGGUUACCAACAGGUGGAUUAUGACUUUUAUAUGACCGGAGAGGAAAGUCAGCCUAGAGGUACUGUAGAGAUUAUUUUGCAUCAUGGAUCACAGCAACAUGUUAAGGGUUGUUGGAUGAUAUUAAAUCCACAAGUGGACACUACGCUUGCUGCUCUGUUUCAGAGCAGGAGGCUCUCGAUCCCAAAGAAUAUGGACCUGCAGGAUUUCUAGUUGGAUAUCUUUGAUCAUGUAAACCACUUUGUUUUGACAUGUGGAACAAUUUCUGUCAUGGAACAUAUUGGCUUCUAUGGGACAAAAAAACAGGAACACUUGACAACAUAGUGUGCUCUAAAGUAAUAGCACUGUAAUGUAAUCUUCACGUGUAAUGUCGACUCACAUCUGUGGCAAUUUUUAAGAUGCUGUAGGUUUUGGUGUUAAAUUUGAACACUAUACAUUUAGGUGUCCCUGUUAUUUUGUCCACUGCCUGUACAUUACAGACACAGAAGUAGCUGAUUAAGAAUUCUUGGAGAUGUUACCUAGAAGUUGUUACAUAUUAUGAAAUCAAUAGGUAGAAUUAUCCCAAACUCUGGUUCGCUAUCGUCUAAACUAAUUAGCCUAAUCAUUCCGAGCAGUGUGUGUAAAACUAUUGGAAUACAUGUUUCAAUUGACAUUGUUAAUCAGCAGUUGAAUUUGAUAUUUUUCUAUGUUUCGAAUGAUCCUUAACACUGUCACAAUUUGCAGAGUUGACGUUAAAGUGCCAUGUUGUCUUUAAAGCGCGAGACUUUUAAUGCACGAAGCCAUGUGUGACUGAUGAUGCAUCGGAGCCAUUCUGAAUGGUGUUGAUGUGAAACAGUUGAACAGAUCAUUUAUAAUGAUCUGAUCUCAGUUAAUAAAGCCACACUAUGACUGCAGGUUUUUGGGCAAGUUAUCCUGAAUAUUUUUAACUCUGUGUAGCUGCCAUUGCUCCUACCAAACCCACUAAGUCAAAUUGAGAAAUGGCCUGGUGCAAAACUCCUUGUUGAUGUUUGCGAUUUUGCACUAAUGUAUAUUCAUGUGAGAUUGUGUGUAAUUGUGUGUAAAAGGU